GGGCCUGCCGCGGAGGGCUCUGCCCGCGCCCGCGCCGCGCGCGCGCGGGCCGCCCCCGUCGGCGAGCCGCUGACCGCCGCGGCGCCUCGCGCAGGCGGGCGAUGGCGGGGGCCGCGGGGGAGGCGAGGGCCCACCUGGAGCAGGCGGAGAAGGCGCUCAAGACGUCUUUCCUGUCGCUCAAGUUCAGCCCAGAUGUGCUGACGGCCUCGCUGGAGUACUCGCAGGCGGCGACGAAGUUCCGCCAGGCGAACAUGCUGGCAGAGUCCGCCGCCGCCUGGAAGCGGGCGGGGGAGUCCAAGGACGGAGCUGGGCGACCUCUUCGGCGCUGGGCGCGCCUACGAGAGCGCGGGCGCUCUCGGGCAGGGCGCAGGCGCCCCGGAGGGCCUGUGGGAGAAGGCGGUCCGCUGCUUCCGCCUGGCCGGCAAGGGGGAGGUGGCCGCCGGGCUGCUCUUGAAGCUGGCCGCGCAGCGCGAGAAGGAGGAGGGGGCGACAUGCCCGGCGCGAAGGCGGCGUUCGAGGACGCGAUCGAGGUUUUCGCCGCGGAGGAGAAGGACUACAACCUCGCCGAUGUUUAUCGGGGGACAGUACACCGGCUUCCUCUUGCGGGUGAACGCCUUCGACGACGCGUGCAAAGCGAUAGAUGGGCACGUCGCCGUGCUGGCGAGGCAGAAGCAGACCUCCUUCGUGCACAAGGAGGUCCUCAGCAAGGUGGCCAUCAUGCUGCACCUGGGGGACAACGUGCGGAGGAGGCGCUCAACAGGGGUAGCGAGUUCGAGGGAUGGUGGUCCUCCAAGGACCGAGUGCCAGGUGGGCUCCGACAUGGUCGCCGCGUUCCAGGCGCGCGACCCCGCGGAGGUGGAGAGGCUCGCCAGGGAGCAGGUCUGGUCCUUCCUGCAGGUGGAGGUGGCGCGGCUGGCCAGGCAGCUGCGGUUGGCCGCGCCAGCGGCAGGCGAACCCCCGCCGGCGGGGGAGGCCGCGCCGGCCGUGGACUCGACCCGGACGACCCAGACGGUCUGUGCUGACGGCGCCCGCGCGCCGCGCGCGCGCGGCGGCACAGCAGGGCCCCGCGGUUGCGUGCGGCGGCGCGGCGAGGCGGGACUCUCUCGGCCCCUGCGCCCGGCGCAAAGGGGG
Messenger RNA from Prorocentrum cordatum, 1131 nucleotides. The record is from the annotation of a GenBank genome assembly. Lineage: Eukaryota; Dinophyceae; Prorocentrales; Prorocentraceae.